GGACAUCUCGCCAUGCAUCUCACCCAGCUCAACCGGGAGUGCCUCCUCCACCUUUUCUCCUUCCUGGACAAAGACAGCCGCAGAAGCCUGUCCCGUACCUGCCACCGUCUGCGCCAGGUCUUCCUGGACCCGUGCCUCUGGAACGUGCUCCACUUCAGCUCGCCUUGUCAGCUCCGGAGGGACAACUUCGUGCUCGGCGCGUCGUUGCGUUACUUGGCGGUCUGCUGGCACUCCAGCAGGGUCCUGCAAGUGUGCAACAUUGAGGACUGGCUGAAGACCUCAUUUCAGAAGGACAUCUGUAGCAAACAUGACAAACUGGUCAGCACUUUUCUGACUCAUGUCUGUCACAUGUGCCCCAACCUGCUCUCCCUGACGCUGUCCGGCUGUGGACACAUCACUGACCAGGACGUGAUCUCCGUGCUGCGGUGCUGCAGGAGGCUGCGCCGCCUCCACCUGGAGAACUGCGUCCGCAUCACCGACAGCAGCCUGCAGGCCGUGGCGGCUCACGGACACAGCCUGGAGGUGGUCAGGGUCGACUUCUGCAGGAACAUCACCCAGACGGGGCUCCAGAGCUGCAGGGAGAUGAGGCCUGCUCUCCGGCUGAGCGCAGAGAAAAGUGCCGACAUGAUCCCAGACAGCAAGCCGGAGGAGAGGCUGCCGCUCCGCAGGGCGUUGCAGAAGGUCCUGCAGUUUUCCUGAGGGUCGAGCCUGAUGUCGUGACGCACCGGGACCA
Salarias fasciatus (jewelled blenny) is the source of this 733-nucleotide messenger RNA. RefSeq names its product F-box and leucine-rich repeat protein 22 (gene fbxl22). Lineage: Eukaryota; Metazoa; Chordata; Actinopteri; Blenniiformes; Blenniidae. Bases 13 to 699 code for a protein of 228 amino acids. Gene Ontology annotation, molecular function: protein binding. The record is from RefSeq and is a predicted model, not a curated record. Gene Ontology annotation, cellular component: cytoplasm. The transcript has 2 exons.